UUGAUUAGAAAAUGCUUGCUUUAAGAAAAGAAUUGUAUUCAAACGACGGGGAGACUUGGCCAAGUCUAAGCUGUUGACCCCGGUUCUGUCAUGGCUGACUGAACCUUGAUAAAACGUUGAAAAAGCUGUAUUUGCAACUGCCAUUGAUAAAUGCCCAUGUAAGCGACACAUCGCGAGCGGUGCAGUUGCGAAAUGACAAAGCUUACUUCCUGGUGCGUGCCUGCAAGUGGUAACACUACGCGUCUCAGUUAUAGCCGUCCAAGUCUAAUUAUUUACUGUUGUGGUGCAUGCCCACGAAAAGCUUUCCUACAUGUAGGGUCAUUUAAAAAUCCUUUCCGAAAAGUGCUUCAAGUUCAGUCCACCAACAAGCUACUGCAUGACGGUCAUCGCCUGUGCGUCACGAACCCCAUCAAGGCGUGUGCGUACUUUGUGUUGACGCUGGAGGGUAUUAUGUACACAGCUCUAGAAGUUUGGUGAUCACUGUUCAAGCCAAAGGACCUCGUUGAAGUUGACACCCCUCUCUGACCUAUUGCUGCACCUUUGCCGUGACAUGUUCGCAUUGCUUGUGUAUCACGAUGUAGGUCUACGGUUGUCUUGAUGAGCCACCUCCACCGAUACAGAGUAGGACGGUUGCCAUAACAAGAUGAGUAGACGAAGCGAGCUGAUGAAAAGAUAUCUUCAGCUCCAUGCUGGUUUGAUUUCUCAUCAUCAGCAAUAUGAUGGAAGCGCCACCUCGGUAGUUUGAUUUUGCAACUUUGACCGGCACGACCGAAAAUAUAAACUCACCGAGCACUGGUCCAGGAAUCUCCGGCUCGAAAGAGAAAUCCUGGACGUCCAAAGAGACACAAACGCUGCCCCUUAAUGUGCAGUUCAAGUGGACAUCGGUGAACUGUCGUCAGAGCAAUCAAUCAUGGAAAGCUGGGCUGCCGCAAUUAUCUUCAUUGCCAUUGCCGUCAUUCUGUUUGUCCUUCUGGUGGCAAGGACCAUCUAUCGUGCCAACCGCUAUCACGACUGUUGCGGGUCAUGCAGGAGAAGUGAUGGAGGGGACGACCGUCCGAAAACGCGAACGCACUCCAUUGCCACGGAGCUGCAGAUAAUAAACGAGAACCAGAAAGCUGCGGCUGAGCAAGAGACUAACGGACAGACUCUGGUCCGGAGUAAUUCACAAACAGUUGACCCUCUCAAUCCUGACAGUUUGGAACUUCCGGUCCACGGCAUCCACUAUCCCGACCCUGGGGAGGAGAUUGGAGACGAAGACCCUCCACCUGGCGGCCAUGAUACUAAUUUCUUUGUUGCCAACGCGGGUUACGACGAACCAGACAAGGGACGUCCACAAAACGGAUCACAGAGACAAGAUGUCAGAGAUCAAGACUCGAUAGAGCACACAGAACAUAGCGUCAGGAAUGACCAGCUUUCCGAAUCAGCAUUCGAGAAGAAUCGAGCUGACACGCCCAUCCAAGACACUGGAGAUAUGAAGUCGAAUGUAAGUGUUUCCGACCGAGAAACAGCGUUACCAGAAUCUCAAUCAAUCAAAAACACUGCAAUCACGGACACUGCGAUUCCUGGAUCUAAUGACGAGGAGCUUGCCACUCCUACCAAAGAGGCAGGGGAAUACCAAGACCUCAUAAAAGAAGAUGUUGCCCCGGCAAAUGAUUACCAAGCAGUAGCUCCAACUGACGUUGAUUCGGCACAUGAGUACCACUCAGCGGCUGGAAACGACGUUGAUCCGCAAAGGUACUACGAAGCACUAAUUCCAAAUGAUUCGUCAGGUGGAAAAAGUGGUCUAGAAAACCCAGUCCUAAUGGUCUGACAGUUAUAUAACCUACUAGUGCAUGCUUGAAGGCUUUCAGACGUGUUUCUUUAGAGUUCGCAUUUGAUUUCUUUUGGAUACUGUUGAUUUGCAAACCUUAUGGUUUUCAAGUGACAUAAAACAUGUUUCAUAGCCUAGUAGUCCUAAACAGUCGCAUUUCAAGACUGAAAUUUUCUUAUUUGAAGCUGGUUUUGGCUUACGCUACCCAAAGUUAGGACUUCAUAAUUGUACCGUCCAUGAUCUUUAGGCUAAGUGUAAUGAGGUAAUGGCACAUGUUAGUCUUAAUUCAAGAAGUAAAUCGGUGCCGGAAAUAAACUGAAUUCCGAAUGUUUAUUGCCACGAAUACUAUACUGAGUCCAAGUGUAAACUCCAAUACAUGUAAUAUCUAAGAAUGCAUCUGAUUCAAUGUGCAUAGAUAGUAGUCUUCUUUCCAGACUGAUAUCUACCAUAAUUAAGUUUCAGUUUAAAACAUUACUACUGUCAUUAACCACUUUUUCAUACAAGAACAGGGCCAGAAAGAUGCAGUUCAGCUAUAUCAUAAUUAUUUCAAGUCAGCUCUUAUUGGUUGGUCCGCCUUCAAGUCAAGAUUAAAAUUCUUACAACCAUGAAACAUAUAUGGCUCGAGUUGUCAGGUUGCACUAGAUGACAAAAUUCUUUCUGUUUGUAUAGUUGCAUACAAGUUACUAUACACGGAUGUCAGCGCUUUACGAUAAGCAAUAAUGUCGCAGUGUAGCGAUAUUGUUCACAGAUUAUAUGGGCAAUGGAACUGAUGUCAAAAGAUCUCUGAAAAUUUGAUGCAUGCAUCCGACUAUUUCAAUAAACAGUUACUUUUAUAUUGUCUGUAUAAGUUAAGAGUACUGUAUAGUGCCUUAUAAAGUACAUGCAAUUAAUGGAUGAGUGAUAUAACCUUUGUUCAUUAAUGCCAAUUACAUGCAUAAUCAUUUCCUUUGUUAAAUAUUGCGGCAAUCGAGAACAGUGAAGUUUUUCAGCGCUCUUUCAUUCGGAAAUCUAGAAAACUGUGCUUCUUAUGUAAACUUCCUGCGUACUCUUGUUUGACAUUUGAAAAUGAAAGAAUGUAAACACAUUUUUU
Messenger RNA from Acanthaster planci (crown-of-thorns starfish), 2900 nucleotides. RefSeq lists its product as uncharacterized. The record is from RefSeq and is a predicted model, not a curated record. NCBI's taxonomy places the organism in Eukaryota, Metazoa, Echinodermata, Asteroidea, Valvatida, Acanthasteridae.